Molecule: messenger RNA, 677 nt
Organism: Daucus carota subsp. sativus
Lineage: Eukaryota; Viridiplantae; Streptophyta; Magnoliopsida; Apiales; Apiaceae
Product: monothiol glutaredoxin-S2
Exons: 1
Coding region: 205-513 (102 amino acids)
Source: RefSeq, a predicted model, not a curated record
UCCACAUGGAAUCAAUACAAUGUAUAACCUAGCUUAAAGCAAGAUGUAAAAGAACACGUUUUUUGUUCACCAUUGUCUAUAUAUAGUCAUUUCUUCAACCAAAAUUCCUCAGAACUAAGUCUUACCAACUCAUCAAGUACGUUUCAGAUACCUCACCUCUUAAAUAUCUAAGAUAUUAUAUCUAGCAUAUUUUUCAGUUCAGCAAUGGCAUUGGUCUCAAGAAUGGGAAUUGAGUAUCCGGUUGUGAUCUUCAGUAAAAGCUCGUGCUCAAUGUCCCAUUCCAUCAAGACACUUAUAAGCAGCUUUGGUGCUAAUCCAAUUGUCUAUGAGAUCGACGAACAUCCAAAUGGUCAGCAAAUGGAGAAGGAACUGAAGGCCUUAGGACGGAAGCCUAAUGUACCAGCGGUGUUCAUAGGCCAGGAGCUUAUAGGCGGAGCAAACGAGGUGUUUAGCCUCCACUUGAAGGGCAAGCUGGUUCCACUUCUCAAAAGUGCUAAUGCUAUAUGGGUAUAACUGAACUAGGCAAUUGGCAGAUAUAACUCAGUUCAGUAGGAAACUUUGUGGCUUUCACUGAUCUACAGGAAGAAUAGCUCCUGCAUGCAUGUACUUGUACUUAUUAUAUAUUCAAGUGCUAAUGCUAUUGUCUUUUACCAAAUAUUAUGGUGAAUCCUAAUAUG